This is a messenger RNA of Didymodactylos carnosus, 1002 nucleotides long. NCBI's taxonomy places the organism in Eukaryota, Metazoa, Rotifera, Eurotatoria, Philodinida, Philodinidae. The record is from the annotation of a GenBank genome assembly.
AUGCAUACGAAGGAGUGCACGAUACAAUAUAUAGAAACGGACACAAAUACAGAAACUCAAGAGACUGAUUUUACCAUUGAACUAAUAGAUACUAUGAAUUUGUCGUCAAAAUUAGUCAACCGACAUGAACAAACAAAAUUAUUAAAACAAGAAAAUACAAUAUAUUGUAAAUCAACAUGUAAUUUCACCCGUAAAUUUGAUGAAUUCGAUAUAGAGACAAAAUGUGAGCGCAAAAUUGGUUUUAGCUAUUGUAGUCUUGAAAUAUUGUUGGACUACAGCGCUCGAGCUUUUAUGGUAUCAUUUUUAUCCAACGCGAGUGAUACAAUAAACGAUGAUAAUUUAAUUCAUGCGGUAGUAACGGAUAUAGUAUUCGAUGAAACAUCUGCUGACCUUGUUUUGGUUACGUAUGAAUGUAAUACAAAUGAUUGUGAUAUACAAUAUACAAAUUGGUUUAUUGAUAAAAUGUCAAAGACCAGCAAAUGUUAUGUUAGCGAAGUGGACGAAACACAACAAUGUGAUGAAAUUGCUUGUUAUGUUGAUGGUAAAGAGGAUGCGGAAGACGAUGAGACACACUCUGCUGGGUGUUACGACAUGGAGCCUGAUGAAAAUAUGUGGAUUCAAAUAGAAACAACAAAAGAUGGUAGUACUGUGCAAUAUCUAUGUAAUAUAAAUGACUGUAAUGAUGAAGAUAGAUUCCAAAAUGUCAUCAAAAUUAUCAAAGACAUAAAUAUUCUUUUAUUGUUUACGAAACCUAAUAAUACAACAAUAACAACGCCGUCAAUAAUACAGACUGUAGAUCACAUAACGUCCGGUAGCAAUUCAUAUGCAACACUCUCGCACAAACAAUAUACGACAGAAAUAAAACCAGAUGAAAAUAAAGUAACAACAACAUUUGGUUAUACCACCGAUCAAACAACACCAGAGAACAAGAAUUCUAACACAAAUAUUUAUUUAAGAAAAACGUUGAUAUUUUUCAGUCUACUAGUUCAUUUUUCAAUCUGA